AGCUUUUCUAAGGAGCAGCACAGUGGUUUGAUUCUGACUGAAUUGUUUUCCUCUUGCUUUGCAGAUAUGACCUUGACAAUGCAUCAACAGUGACAUGGUUUACUCUUUCUGGGUUUGAUGAGAUGAUGGAACACAGAGCCACGUUCUUCUCUCUAACUUUACUGUGUUACUGUGUGAUUAUACUAGUAAAUUUUGCUCUCAUUUUGACGAUAGUCCUGGAUGAAAACCUCCAUGAGCCCAUGUACAUCUUCCUGUGUAACUUGUGCAUCAGUGGCCUGUUUGGGACUUCAGGAUUCUACCCCAAGUUUCUUCUGGAUCUACUGUCUUAUCUGCAGGUUAUCUCUUAUGCAGGAUGUUUGAUCCAAACUUUUGUCAUUUAUUCUUCUGCCUGUAGUGAUUUUUCAAUUCUAGCAGUGAUGGCAUAUGACAGGUAUGUGGCAAUCUGUAGACCACUGGAGUAUCACUCUGUUAUGACCAGGCAAAGGGUUGCUUGGUUAGUCUCUUAUCCCUGGCUCUCUACAUUCUUUUUAAUAGAUGUACAAUGUAUUUUAACAAUUAAACUGAGGUUGUGUGGAUCACAUAUAGAGAAGCUCUACUGUGCAAACUGGCCGAUAGUUAAACUCUCUUGCAGUUCAACAUCAGCAAGCAAUAUAAUAGGAUUCAUAAUUAUAGUUUUCUAUCUCUGGCAUAUACUUUUUAUUAUGUGUUCUUAUGUAUAUAUUAUCAGGUCGUGUUUGAAAUCUAUUCAGAAUAGGGGAAGGUUUAUGCAGACCUGCAUGCCACAUUUACUGUCGUUGAUGAAUGUAACAGUUGCUCUGUUGUUUGAUGUUCUGUACAGUAGAUAUGGUUCGGCAGACACAUCACAAAACUUUAGGAACUUUAUGGCUUUACAAUUUUUAGUUGUUCCUCCCAUUCUGAAUCCGCUUAUUUAUGGUCUUAAACUCAAGCAGGUUAGAAACCAAAUUCUGAGUUUUUGUAUGACAAGUAAAAUAAAUAAGUAG
Hypomesus transpacificus is the source of this 1001-nucleotide messenger RNA. Its product is annotated as olfactory receptor 1030-like. The coding region runs from base 123 to 1001 and encodes 292 amino acids. Gene Ontology annotation, biological process: G protein-coupled receptor signaling pathway. Gene Ontology annotation, cellular component: membrane. Lineage: Eukaryota; Metazoa; Chordata; Actinopteri; Osmeriformes; Osmeridae. The transcript has a single exon. Gene Ontology annotation, molecular function: olfactory receptor activity; G protein-coupled receptor activity. The record is from RefSeq and is a predicted model, not a curated record.